Molecule: messenger RNA, 498 nt
Organism: Drosophila takahashii
Lineage: Eukaryota; Metazoa; Arthropoda; Insecta; Diptera; Drosophilidae
Source: RefSeq, a predicted model, not a curated record
AUGCGUUACUCUCUAAUAAUUAUUUUACUCAUUGUGUUGAGUAUCACCAGCGGUCUGCCGUCGGAACUGGGAAACAAUUGCGAACUCUUGGAAUAUGUUAAUACCGACGAUACGUGGUCAAAUAUUUUCCAUAAUGUCAAGAGAUCUUUGGAAGAUGCCAUCAGUCGUGCAUCAAACUCUCAAAAAUGCGCCUCCUACGCUGAAUUUCUUCAAAGCUGUUUAGAUCGAGCUACGAAAAUUUCUUCUCCAGAAGAACAAAUGCAGUACGUCCUAGAAUUCAUUAGCUAUCAAGAUAUGCACACCGAAAACAAACCAACGAGCACACAUACCUAUUUAGGAAAAAAUAUGAUCAAUUUAUUUAAGAACACUGUGGACAAACUAACACAGUUAAGCAGAAAAAUGAUUAAAGUAUCGGAAAAAAUAGACGAGAGAUUGGGCAAAACAUUUGAAAGAAGUAAGAAACUUCUUUUUGGAAAUGAAGAAUUACGUUUGAGCUAA